CUCCCUUUGAAUAGCAGAUGUAAACUUCCGGUGAAAGAAAAUGGUAGCACGUGUAUUUGUUUACAGAAAAGAAUAGCCAUAAAAUGCAGGUUUCUAACCCUAAUGAUGUUAAGAUUUAUAAUCUGAGUGCUGGAAAAUCAUUACCAGAAUGGCUGUCGGAAAGGAAAAUGAGGAAGUUAAAAAAGGAUAAUAUUGAGUUUCAACGUAAAAUAGAGUUAAUUCAGGAUUUUGAUAUGCCAACAGUUUGUCAUCGUGUUAAAGUAUCUAAAGAUGGACAGUAUAUCUGUGCUGUAGGUACUUAUAAGCCAAGAGUAAAGUGUUAUGAAGUUCAUCAAUUAUCACUGAAGUUUGAAAGAGGUUUAGAUGCAAAUGUCACUCAAUUCAUCAUUUUGUCAGAUGAUUAUUCUAAGAUGGUGUUUCUACAUGAUGACAGAUAUUUAGAAAUACAUGCUCAAGGUGGAAGGUAUUACAGAACAAGAAUACCUAAAUUUGGUCGAGAUCUCGACUUUCAUUAUCCAACAUGUGACCUGUAUGUUGUUGGAGUCAGUGAUGAAAUUUAUCGCCUAAAUCUUGAACAAGGCAGAUUUCUUGCACCUUUAAAAACUAAUGCUACGGAGUUGUCAUGUUGUCAGUUUAAUCCUUCACAUUAUUUAUUUGCAUGUGGAACAAAACAGGGUACAGUAGAAUGUUGGGAUCCAAGAUCAAGAACAAGAGCUGGUAUCUUAGAUAUUUAUAAAGGAAGUCACAGUUCAGAGUUUACAGAAUCCCCUGAAGUAACAGCAUUAAAAUUCAGAGAUGCAUUAACUAUGGGUGUUGGUACACAAACUGGUCAUGUGUUACUGUAUGAUAUGCGUUCUAAUAAACCUCUACUUAUAAAAGAUCACCAGUAUGAGCUACCCAUCAAAAACAUAGAGUUUCAUAAUCAGCUUGAUCUUGUUCUGUCUAUGGAUACUAAAAUAUUAAAAUUAUGGCACAGAGACACAGGUAAACCAUAUACAGCUAUAGAACCAGGUGUUGGAUUAAAUGAUCUAAGUCUCUAUCCUGAUUCAGGUCUAAUGUUUAUAGCCAAUGAAGCUCCCAAAAUACACACAUAUUUUAUACCAUCUUUAGGCCCAGCUCCAAGAUGGUGUUCUUUUCUAGAUAAUUUAACAGAAGAAUUAGAAGAAAGUGAAAGUUUAGUUGUUUACGAUGAUUAUAAGUUUGUUUCGCGUCAAGAAUUGGAUGACAUGGGAUUAACACAUCUUAUUGGAUCGAAUCUAGUUAAAGCUUAUAUGCAUGGUUUCUUUAUGGAUCUUAGAUUCUAUCAGAAAGCUAAAACACUAAGUCAACCAUUUGCCUAUGAUGAUUAUAAGAAAACUAAAAUAAAGGAAAAGAUAGACAGUGAGAGAAAGAACAGAGUUCAAAUAAAGAAAUUACCUCAGGUGAAUCGGGAACUAGCAGAAAAAUUUAUGACAGAAGGCGAAAAACAAAUUAAAGAUAAAAAGGGAAAGACUGUGCCCAAUAUAAUGAAGGAUGAAAGAUUUUCAGCUAUGUUUAUUGAUCCGGACUAUCAAAUUGAUAAAAGUGCACAGGAAUAUCGCUUAGUGAAUCCAUUAAUUACUAAAUUAGACAAAUCUAGACAGAAAAAACAAGCUGAACAGAAACGAAUUGCUGAUCAGUUUGAUGAAGUUGAGGAGGAACGAGAGGGUAGACCAAGUGAAGAUGAAAGUAGUAGCAGUUCUGAAGAUGAAAGAGUGGCACAUCGUGAGAUGAAAAAACAAUACAGACAAAUGAAAACACAAGAGAGGAGGGAAAAGAAAGUUGAAGAACUUGAAGAAGCUGUAUCUAGACCCAAGUUUUAUGAAAUUAAAGAUGAAUCCCGUGGUUAUAAAGUUCAACUUUCAAAAGAAGAAAAACAAAAGAAAAAGGAAAUGAAGAAAAGUUUAGCAGACAGAUUAGAAUCACAAAACAAUAUGGAAGAAGCCAGUGGUAGUAGAUCUUUAGGUAACAUGGAAAUGACAUUUAAACUGAAAAAGAAUGAAAAGCAACAAUGGCAAGAGAAAGCUCAAAAGAAUCAUAUGGAUGAAAGAAAGGAAUUAGGCCGAUCAGCAACAGAAAUAACAGGAGGUUUUAAAAAGAAACCAAAAUUUUGGAAUAAUAAGAGAGUGCAAUAAAUAUUAAUGCAGAUGUGUAAAUAAAUAACAGUCAACAGUUUUUGCAACCAACAGUUUGUACUUUUUAAGUACAAGAAAUCAUCACAUGUUGCGUCCAGUGACAUAGAAUGAAUUAUGCAAAAUUAUUGUUAACAACAGCUAGAGCCAAUAUUGAUUGGAAUCAGAAUAUAUUUAUAAGAAACUCAGGUCUUAUUUUGAAUUGCCACCUUCUAAGUGUGUUACUGGUACUACUCCAUAGCAACCAAAAUCAGGAAUUUUGUGACUUCUUGGUAAGGAUGGGGCUUUGAGAAAUAAAGUAAAUAAAGACCCAAUCGCUAAACAAGAAGUAUUUUUUGCACGGUUUUGUGCCAUGAGGCAUAAGACAUGCAUCUCAUUACGCCAGAGUUCGCCACAAUUGUCUUACAGAUACAUUUUUGUAAUGGUUAUCCUGUCAGUCCUGCCUAAAAAGUUGAUUAAAGUAUGUUGUGAUAUCCAGUAUUAUAUAAAUAUGUAUUUAUUGUAUAAACCAGAAAUAAAUUCAGUGCUAUAAUUCA
Messenger RNA from Patella vulgata (common limpet), 2686 nucleotides. RefSeq names its product nucleolar protein 10. The coding region runs from base 84 to 2153 and encodes 689 amino acids. Gene Ontology annotation, molecular function: protein binding. Gene Ontology annotation, biological process: maturation of SSU-rRNA from tricistronic rRNA transcript (SSU-rRNA, 5.8S rRNA, LSU-rRNA). The transcript is spliced from 19 exons. The record is from RefSeq and is a predicted model, not a curated record. NCBI's taxonomy places the organism in Eukaryota, Metazoa, Mollusca, Gastropoda, Patellidae. Gene Ontology annotation, cellular component: nucleus; nucleolus; small-subunit processome.